AUGUUCAUUGUGACAGUUUUGCAUCCGUUGCAGCAACAAAGAAGGCGAUUUAUAUUGGGUGAUCGUAUCUUCUUUACCUGUAAACUUACCAUGAAUCCUGCUAUAGCCAACAAUGAACAAAUAAGCAACAAUCAAGCACAACAACAGCCUCAGCAGCCCCAGCAACAGCAGCAAUUAUCAGACAGUGUAGAUGUGGCAAUGAAAGAGGGCGAGCAAUCAGUGCCAACACCAGCCGAAAAGGUCGACAAGGAGAAAGACAUGGCAGAACUGUUGAUUACAAUGGACAACUACACACCUAUUAUACCCGACGCUGUGAUUGACUAUUAUCUGAAUAAGACUGGAUUUGAUUGUGAUGAUGCUCGCAUUAAGAAGCUCUUUGCUCUGGCAGCACAAAAAUUUGUUGCAGACAUAGCCACAGAUGCAUUCCAAUUCAAUCAAGUCAAACAAUCAUCCCGUGCCACCAGUAAAUCCAACAAGGAGAAGAAGAUUGUAUUAACCAUGGACGAUUUAUCAUCCGCCUUAACCGAAUAUGGGCUCAAUGUUAAAAAGCCAGAAUACUACCAAUAA
Molecule: messenger RNA, 567 nt
Organism: Mucor velutinosus
Lineage: Eukaryota; Fungi; Mucoromycota; Mucoromycetes; Mucorales; Mucoraceae
Gene: MZT1
Product: Mitotic-spindle organizing protein 1
Exons: 4
Coding region: 1-567 (188 amino acids)
Biological process (GO): transcription initiation at RNA polymerase II promoter
Cellular component (GO): nucleus; transcription factor TFIID complex; SAGA complex
Molecular function (GO): RNA polymerase II general transcription initiation factor activity; promoter-specific chromatin binding
Source: RefSeq, a predicted model, not a curated record